Messenger RNA from Arachis duranensis, 543 nucleotides. RefSeq lists its product as uncharacterized. The transcript has a single exon. The record is from RefSeq and is a predicted model, not a curated record. The coding region runs from base 1 to 543 and encodes 180 amino acids. NCBI's taxonomy places the organism in Eukaryota, Viridiplantae, Streptophyta, Magnoliopsida, Fabales, Fabaceae.
AUGAAGGAAAAGAUAGAGAUAUGGAAGAAACAGGUGUUUGGAAACAUAUUUCAUAGAAAAAAGAGGUUGUUGGCCCAUAUAGAUGGUAUCCAGCGAUGCGUGUCUUAUGGAAGAAAUAAACGGUUGGAAGAGCUGGAGAUGGAGUUGCAAAAAUAUCUAAGCGAUACCCUGGAUCAAGAGGAAAGGUUGUGGUUACAGAAAUCGAGAGCCACCUGGAUUAAAGAUGGAGACCGCAACACCAAAUACUACCAUGUGAAAACUAUCAUCAGAAGAAACAGAAAUAAGAUACUCUGCCUCAGAAAUGAUGAAGGGAAUUGGAUAGAGGAUCAAGAGGAAAUUGGAAAACUGGCCAGGGACUAUUUCUACCGUUUGUUUCAAGAGGAAAAUCAUGAUAGAGCAAGCACUCCUUGUACUAAAACCUUUCCUUCUAUCGGCGUUGAUAUCGUCGAAGCUUCUCUUAAAGUCCCUGGUGAGGAAGAUAUUAAGAGAGCAUUUUUCAACAUUGGCGCCUUUAAGGCUCCAGGAGAAGAUGAUCUUCCAUGA